AUGUUUAAUAAAAAAAAAGACUAUAUAAAAAAAAAGUAUAAAGACGUACCUUUAUUAAAUAUUGGUGAUGUGAAUAGAAUAUUAUAAUAAUACAAGAGUGAUGAAGAUAAAUUUCGAAUGUUUACCUCAAUUUUAGAAAUAUAAAAAUAGCAUACAACUCGAACUCAUGAAAGUAAUACAGAGGAAAUUCUUAGAAAAAAUGUUUAGAGGUUAAUUGAACUUUAUGGAGAUGUAGAUAUUAAUCAUGAUGCUCUAAAUAAUAUUUAUAAGAAUGUUGAUGAAAAUUAAGACAUCCAAACUUAAAUUGAAAAAAUUGAAUAUAGCAAUAUAUUUUAAGGAGAUAUGAAUUCUUAAAUGAUUAGCAUUUAAAGGUAGAUUGAAAGAUAUGAUCAUUAUUUGAAUGUAAUACAAACAAAGUUGUCCAAAAAUGUAUUUACCAAUUACUCUAGUUAUCUAUAAGCACUUACUCAUAUUGAUUAAAUUGGAAAUAUUAGUUAGGAGUUACUUAUGAAAGUUCGAAGUAGCAGAGAAAAGAUGUAAAAAACAUAAUAAAUUGUUUUAAAAUAAAGUAAAUAGAUUUUAGUGAAAAGAUAAUCAAUCUUAAAUAUUUAAGUAAAACAAUAAUAUUAUUAUAGUAAUUAAUUGAAACAUUAAAAAAAAUAAAAGAUUGUUAUGCUUUACCUUAUGAAAGAUUUGUAUUGAGUAUGUAGAAUGGAUAUAUAGAUGCAUCUAUGUACCUACCUACAAUAAUUGUACUUUUUAUUUAAUAUAUAUAGAAUAUUGAAAUAAUUGAUGGUUUAUAAUUGAUACCCAAAAAUUAUAAAGAGGAUAGAAUUGAAUACGUAAGAUAAUUAACUUGUAAAGGAAUAAUGGAUUAGUUUAUCAAUUAUGAUGAAAAGAUUUACAAAAUUCAUUAUGAGUCUUAUCUUUACAUGGAAGUAUAUCUAUUAAUUAAAAUAAGAAAAACAAUAUUGUUCAACCUUAUGAAACUAUAGUUCAUUUAUUAAUUUUUAGAGCAUUUGAAGCUAAAUUAUAAAUAGUUUUUGAUUAAAUUAGUUAAAUUUUAUCAAUUGACUUUUAUUUUGAUAAUUUAACAGAUUCUUUAAAUUAAAUUUCAAAGGAUUAAUUAACUGAAUUUUAUAGAGAAUUAUGUUGUUAAACAAUUCAUUUUUUUAUGAAUUUUCAUUUGAUAAUAAGAUUUCAUUUAGAUUAUUCUUAAAAUUCAUCAAUUAUUGAAUUAAGAAAAUUAAUUUAUGAAAAGGUUUUUGAUAGAAUAUGUGAUUUUAUCAAUUAAACAACAAGUUGGCCAAGAAUGAACAAAGAAGAUAUGAUUUGUUUUUUUGGUAUGUUAACUAUAUUAAUAUCUAAAUGUGAAGUAUUUGGAGGUUAAAAUCUUUAGAAAUAUAAAACAUUUAUAGAAGAUAAAUUUAGUAAUUAUUUGGAAUCAAGAGGUAAUGAUAAAUAAAUUAAAGAAUAAUUAAUAAAUGAAGAUUGUAAGAAAUGUAUGAAAAUUACACUCAAUUAAACAUAAAUUGUUCUAUAAAUUGCUAAUAAAUAAUAAAAAUUUCAUAUUUUUGAAUAUAAAGAUCCAUUUCCAGAUACUUUAAAUAUUUUUAAAUCAAUUGAAUACAAGAAAAUUAUUGAUUUAAUUAUGGGUUCAACUGUUUCUUUUAAAAAAUAAACUAAUAAUUCAAGUUUAAUUUAUUAAGGAAAAGAAAGAACAUUGUCAUUGACUUAAACUAUUAAUUAAAUAUACAUAAUCAUUCAAUAAUAGUUAUUAUACAUACACUUUUUUUAAUAACAUAAAGAAAAAUUAAUUGAAGAAUUGAUAUUCUUAAUUAAUUAUUAUAUAUAUACUUUAGCCAUUCCUAUGAUAUUAGAUGAGCAUAAAAGAUAUAUAUUUGAAGAUACUUUAAAUUUUAAUUAUGAUCCAAAACAAGAACCUGAUCAAUAUACUUAAUAAUUUGAACACAAUAGUUAAGUAAUUAUAUAUAGAGAGAAAUAUGGUGAUUUAAUUAAAUAUUUAAAAAAGAUUCAAAUUCCAGAAGAUCUUAAAGUGAAAAAGAGUCAAACAUUUGAUAUAAUGGAUAGAGUUGUAUACAUAGAGUCAAUAAUUUUUGUCAUAAAUGAAUUUGAUUCAAUUAAGGAAGUAUUUUAAGAAUUUAAACCAUUUUACUCAGAAUUAAACUCAAUUAUAGGUUAACUUUAAGAAUUAGUAAUUAGAGAUUGUAUUAAUUUAGAACUUUAUGCUCAAUUAGUUCAAUGUAAAUAUGAGUUGAAAUAGAAUGAUAAGGAUGAUUAAUAGAGAAUUCAAUUAAUUGAUAAAAUAAUUUCUGUUAAUGAAAUUAAAUUGUAAGGAUUAUCUUAACAUUAAUUAACAGAAAUUUAGAAAUUGUAUUAUGAUGAAAUAAUUUAUCUUUUUGCAGUUGUUUAUUCAAGAAUUAAGAAAGUUAAUAAUAUUGGUAGAGAAGUUAUGUUAAAUGACUAUUAUAAAGUAUCAAAAACUUUUAAUAUUGAAAAUAGUUUGUAUGAAUCAUAUAUAAAAAUGUUGAAUUCAAAUUAAGCAGAUACAAUUAUUGAAUAUAUGAAUAAUCAUUAAGUAAUUAAGUUAUUUAUUAAUAGAAAUAAUUUCCAUAUAAAAUGUUGAUGGGUCUUUUUAAUGCAUAAGGAUUAUAAAAUUGCAAGAAAUAAUAAAGGAAAGAUUAAUUGUUCAAGAUCUUUUAACAUUACUAACAAUGA
This is a messenger RNA of Paramecium primaurelia, 2739 nucleotides long. Lineage: Eukaryota; Ciliophora; Oligohymenophorea; Peniculida; Parameciidae. The record is from the annotation of a GenBank genome assembly.